This is a messenger RNA of Caenorhabditis briggsae, 633 nucleotides long. The transcript has 5 exons. NCBI's taxonomy places the organism in Eukaryota, Metazoa, Nematoda, Chromadorea, Rhabditida, Rhabditidae. The record is from RefSeq and is a predicted model, not a curated record. The coding region runs from base 1 to 633 and encodes 210 amino acids.
AUGUCUUCUGAAAUCGCGCAAACAGCCAAGGAAAAGCAGCCAUCGAGAAAGCAGUCAACGAGAAAAAAGGCGACGAAAAAUGACUCAACGAAAGCUCGAAACGUUUUGAAUGGAACAAGGAAGAAUGCUCGAAAACCGAAAAAAUGUAUUCUUGAUGAGAAAAUUGCUAUCUCAACUGCUUCAACAUCCGAACCACCACAGACUUCAAAAAAGACCAGAGUUACUCCAAAAUCAAGAAAAGGCGCAGCAGAUAAGAGAGCUGGACGCUCAUCUCGUCCAAGGAAAAGCGCUGCGGAAAAACAGGAAGAAAUUGAUCACAUGAGUUGGAAAGGAUUGCUUCUUCAUGAAAUUAGUGAAAUCCUUCGUCAAAAUGGCCAUUCGGGCAGUUUGGACACAUCACCUCACAUUUUAACUGCUGCCGCAUUUAUGCUGUCUGGUGCUACCUCAAAUUAUACGCCACACUUAUCGGUGAACUAUCAACUUAACGAGGAUGACGAGGAUGAGAUGUUAGAUAAAAUUGAAGUUUAUCUUGAGAAAACUGGAGUUAUCCAAGGAGAGCCAUGCAUCAUUCAAACGCUCACACAAUUGAAGUUCAUGAUUGAAGAUAUUGUACAACGGAAUUCGACGACAUGA